AUGGAAAAUGACGCGAAAUCCGUACCGCAAGAAUCCUCCAAGAAGCCCAUGAAAUUCUUCAUUGUUGCCCUUGCCUUGUGCGCCAGCGCCUACGCUGAUGUCUCUGAAUUAGGCUACAACUAUCAACAGCCAGCUGCUGCCCCAGCUCCAUCUUACUCGGCCCCAGCUGCUGCUCCAGCUCCAUCUUACUCAGCUCCUUCAUACUCUGCCCCCGCUCCAUCCUACUCUGCCCCAGCUGCUGCUCCAGCCCCAUCCUACGCUGCCCCAGCUCCAUCCUAUGCUGCCCCAGCUCCAUCUUACUCCGCCCCAGCUGCUGCUCCAGCCCCAUCUUACUCGGCCCCAGCUGCUGCCCCAGCUCCUUCCUACUCUGCCCCAGCUGCUGCCCCAGCUCCAUCUUACGCUGCCCCAGCUCCUUCCUACUCUGCCCCAGCUGCUGCCCCAGCUCCAUCUUACGCUGCCCCAGCUCCAUCUUACUCCGCCCCAGCUGCUGCUCCAGCUCCAUCUUACUCUGCCCCAGCUCCUUCUGCCCCCAACCAUUUGUAUGAUGCUCCACAUGCUGCCCCAGCUCCUUCCUACUCUGCCCCAGCUGCUGCACCAGCUCCUUCCUACUCCGCCCCAGCUGCUGCCCCAGCUCCUUCCUACUCCGCCCCAGCUGCUGCCCCAGCUCCAUCUUACUCCGCCCCUGCUGCUGCCCCAGCUCCUUCCUACUCCGCCCCAGCUGCUGCUCCAGCUCCAUCUUACUCCGCCCCUGCUGCUGCCCCAGCUCCAUCCUACUCUGCCCCCGCUGCUGCCCCAGCUCCAUCCUACUCUGCUCCAUCUUACUCUGCUCCAGCUGCUGCUGCUGAGUCUUAUGCCUCUGCUUCCAGCCAAGGCGGUUACAGAUACAAGACUGUUCGCCGUGUUGUCGUCAGCCACCGUGCUUAA
Stomoxys calcitrans (stable fly) is the source of this 924-nucleotide messenger RNA. RefSeq lists its product as uncharacterized. Lineage: Eukaryota; Metazoa; Arthropoda; Insecta; Diptera; Muscidae. Bases 1 to 924 code for a protein of 307 amino acids. The record is from RefSeq and is a predicted model, not a curated record. The transcript is spliced from 2 exons.